Messenger RNA from Mizuhopecten yessoensis (Yesso scallop), 3301 nucleotides. RefSeq lists its product as uncharacterized. The transcript is spliced from 18 exons. Gene Ontology annotation, molecular function: calcium ion binding. Bases 211 to 1833 code for a protein of 540 amino acids. The record is from RefSeq and is a predicted model, not a curated record. NCBI's taxonomy places the organism in Eukaryota, Metazoa, Mollusca, Bivalvia, Pectinida, Pectinidae.
GGAAGAAAAAUAAAACAUAACACUGGAAUAAGGAUUAGAAUCACGAGAUGUUGACACUGGAUUGAUCCUAUGUCGAAUUAAAACAAUGACAUGAAAACCAAGAAGAUUAGUGCCAUGGAUUUAUUACAGUUUUUUAAUGAUAUAAGUUACAUUACCAUUACGAUUCCAAAGUAAGCCAUCCAGUAACAGUCUACACCACAGAACAUUAGGAUGGAUGACAGCUACGAUUCUCCGGAAGUCGUCACUGGCAAAGAACGACAAGACAAAACAGCCAGACUGGUGUUUAACAGGGACAACCUAAAGGAGCUUCGCACUGCCGUCAAUGGUUUGUUUGAUAUAUUCCACGAUAUUCUGGAAAAAGAUUUCGAAUUUGGAGCCUUUUUUAAAGUAGAAGAUAUCAUGAAACGACUUGAGUAUGUGGACGAAGAGCAUUGGAGACCUAUUCGAAUGAGGUACCUAGAUGAAGUGCGACAUGGUUACUGUAACGGUAACUUCAGUGACGACGAACUCAAAUGUCCUGCCAAACUAAUGCUUGACCUACUUACAUGUUUAAAGUACUUACGGGAUGGUGUUUACGAUAAAAUCGACCAAAAACAUUACGAAAUUUUAGAAAUAGAGAGAAAGACGGCAGAAUUCAGAAAUCAAUCUGAUUUCAUACAAGGACAAUUGAUGGAUGAAAAAUUACGAAUGGCACAGAAGGUUAUCGACGCAGCGCGACAAGAGGGAAAACUUCAAUACUUAGAAAAGUCGUUACAGGAAAAGAAUGACAAACUCCAGGAGUUACAAAGAACGAGCUCUGCCAAUCUGUGGGGAAAGGAAAAGGAGCGGAUACUUAAAGACUCGAAUAAAAGAAUCGCAGAACUUGAACAAGAAUUAGCAAACGUGCGGCAUGGUCAGGAAAACAUGAACAGAAGAAUGUCGAAAAUUGAUGACCAAUAUAAAUCGUUGAAGUUACGACAAGAGAAGACCAGCGGAAGCCUGGGGAGUGACUCAGACGGCGAUGAGGUCAACUCACUGAAAAGAGAUAGUUAUGUUAAGGAAAAGGAUAUUGCCCACCUAGAAGGAGAACUGUACACUCAACAAAAGUUAUUUGUUGGCGUGUUGGGUGGAAUCCGGACAGACAUCAACAAGCUAAGUGAGCGGUUUUACGACACUGAGACACACACGAGAGAUUCCGCUUUUGUUAAGCUGAGCCGGACGCUAGAUAAGCUAUACGACGCAACGUGUCAGGCAAAGCUGGAGUCCGCCAAGAUGAUGUUACCCCCUCAUUACACUUACUACGACACUGAAUUAAAGCUAAGACGCAUCCGACGAUUAUCGAGAGUUCCUUCCGUACCCCAAAUUAUUUCACAAAUUCCACCUAAGCCAUGUUUCAUCAAAGAGUAUACCCCUCCCUCACAAAUCAACGGAAGUCUAGCCAGACGACGCAACGAGGUUAUGAUGCCGCCUGUCUCGGAGAACCCUGUGAUUGUUGAUCCCAACACAGACAGGCUCAACGGUACUGUUUACCUUCGACAUUUUGCUCACAUGUCACAGAAGUUUCUGUUAGAUCAUUGGAGCAAAUUUAAAGAGUUUGAUAAAAAUGGCGACAGGACACUGGACGUGCAAGAGGUUACUAAAAUUUUGACGUCACUUGGCUGUGCGUUUACCCCUGGACAGAUCGAGGAGGCCAUGAAGGAAGUAGACGUGGACAACUCUAACACACUCGACUUUUACGAGUACAUGUUGGUGGUCGAAAAAGUUGUUCGGAGAUCAGGGAAAGCUCAUUUGUACAAAAAAGGUCUGGCCAAAGAAAACAAUGCCGAGGUUUCAAAAGCUUGUGUGGUACAAUAAUGUCCGUGCUAAACAGAUCUAUAGAAAAUACAGAAUGGGCUAUACAACAACGUGCUAUUGAUUACCAUAGUGAUGAGUGCCAAAAGUAUCUGGUUUCCUUGGGGGACAGUAUAAUGCUCUUGGGUAACCAUACUGAAUAGUGACUUAAGGAAACCAACAUGGUUGCCCGCCCUCACGCCAGGAUAAUAUUUCCUGGUUACUAAAUGCAAAAAUGUGUCGAUGACACAAUCAAGACAAAAUGGAUACGUUGCCAAAAGAAAAAUGUUAUCCAAUUAUAUAUCUACCACAGUUUAUAUUGACGCAUUGAAAUUGUGGAAACAUUUGGUACAAAUAAACAUGUUAAGUCACGUCGGUUAUAAAUUGUUAUGUGGUUACCAUAUGAAAUGUGGUUACUAUAUGAAACAUUGAUACAUAACAUGUCCGGUUACCUUGGAUACAAGAUGUAUUGGAACCGUCUUGUCUUCGUUGGUGAGUGGACAGUGUGGACACAUACCAACAUGCCUGGUUAAAAUUUGAUAUGAGGAUCCUAGGAAAGUGAUGUGUCACUGAAUCACGAAAAGUGGCACUUCUGCAACCUAAAUGGUUGUCAUGGCGACAGACAUUAGAAAAAUGACAUUGGAAGAGUAGUGAUCGAGAAAUGGGUAACUAGUAAACACUAACCUAUGUGAAACAUUUCAUGCAAGUGUGCGAGCCGUUUGACACAAUCAUUGUUUUAUUAUGUAAGAGACUUGAAAUGUUGGAAAGGCUCGAACAACAAAACGUUGAUUUACUCAAAUAUUGAUGAGAUUUUAUGCCACCAAACCUAUUCGUGGCACAUAUCAUAACUCCUUUCAUCAAUUAAUUAUCAUUUUACGUAAUUCAAAUUCGCAACAUAUCCACAACUCACUCAGAUUUCAUUGGCUUAAUGAAAUAUUUCAUGAUUCUUAAGUGUGUAUUUCUCUUACAAAAAUAUCUCAAUCAUACGCCGAAGUGCUAGUGAAUAUGUUUCCCCUUGUCAUGUAACAAUCAUGUGAACAUUGUUUAUAUUUUAAUCCAUAUUAAUGAAUGUAUGUACACGUAUGAUACAUAUUACAAAUGAAUGUAUACGCUGAAUAUCUAUAGAACGAAUACCAUCGGAUUGUUUGCAUAAGAAGAUAAUUUUGAACCCGAAACGUAGUAAUUAUAUUUUUGUUAUAUAGCAUGAAUCUUUCCAGAAACGAAAUGUUAAAAACAUGUUUUAUUAUUAUAGUGUUCUUUUGCUCUGUAAAACAUAUUUAAUGUGCACUUACUAUACUACAAAGAGCUGUAAAAGGAAGAAACCUACUGUUUAACCUUAAAAAACAUCCAUGCAUAAACUAUUAAAAUGCUUAGUACAGAAAAUAUUACGGAACUAUGUAAUCUAAGGAAAUUUUGCGUAGAGCCUUUGAAAUUAUGUCACAUCUCUUGUCUAUAAAAUGAGAGAAUUAUAUAUUUAUAUAAGAGACUUGAA